GGGUCUGAAAAGUAAAGGCGACGGAGGAUACGAGUGGUUUUUAUUCACAUACAGAAGAGCGGACGCUGAAAUGGCUCAAAGCGUCGGGAAAAGCCGCUUACAGGCCGGUUUAUUCACGAAAAAGCAGCGGCGGUCCUAAUCUGGACGGCGAGGGAAACGCAAUAGCUUAGAGACUAAAAAAAGAACUGCAAAUCCCAGAAUUCAUAGCUGAUUUUUUUUUCAAUUGUAGUGUUUUAUCCGAGCGUCUGAGGCAGUCCGUCCUCUGCAGGUACCGGGCUAAAGCGCAGAAAUGGACCGAGGCGGCUGCCAGAUGAAUGGAGGAGGAGGUGGCGGAGGAGGCGGCGGUGGGCCCGACCGACACGGGAUGAUCACGCUGGAGGACCUGGAGUCCUUUUCCGAAGACCAACUGUCAGACUCAGGCAACGGCAGCCUGGAAGAAGAGGGGGAAACUAUGGGAGAGGAAGAGCAAGACCGACUCCUGCACUACUGGCAGGAUGUAGCCAGAGGACAUCAAGUAGAAGUUUCUGAAGAUAUGGCAGAGCCCAUUCAGCAGCUAACCAGCAACAACCAAGGACGCAGCAACAGAGAACACAUCCCCUUCACGCUACUGUCACGGAAAGACAAGUGUGGGGAGGUGCUGUAUGAAAAGCGGCACUACGAAAAAGGCCACUGGGCUUGUAUUACAAUGCGAGAGGACACGUAUGAACAGAGCAUCUGCUACGGUUUUAUGAGGAUAAUGAGAUACAUUUGUGAGCAGAACUCCUUAGGUGACUACCUGGGCAUGACACUCCCCAUUGUGACAGUGGUGCACACAGAUGAGACUCAUUCUGUGAUAUCUAACGAUGUCACUGUAGCGUACUACCUUCCUCUGGACCAUCAAGCCCAGCCCCCUCAACCAUACGACAGUGAGAUCACCAUAGAGGUCUGGCCCGCCGCCGUCGUAUACACAAGGGCCUUCACCGGUCCCACUAAUGAAGUGACCAUCAUUAAUCAGAUCAACACCAUGGCUGAGCUGCUGGAUUCUCCAGGUGUGUGCAUCAACGACUCGUUCAUCGUGGCCGGCUACACCAACCCCGCACACAGCAACCGUCAGAACGAAAUCUGGUUCUUAGAGCGACGCUGAGCGGAUUAAGCAGCCUCCUUAUCUGUGGCCCUCGAGCCUCAUAAGACUCCCUUAUAAGACUCCCUUAACACUGCCCCAGCUUAGCUACAGCCUCAGGUGCAACAACAUCACUUUUACACGUCACCUCUACCUGAAAUGACCACCAGCCUACAGCACACACUCCACACCAGAUGGGGCUCAGAAAACACACACACAUACACAUCUGCACACACAAACAAAAAAAA
Messenger RNA from Sphaeramia orbicularis (orbiculate cardinalfish), 1347 nucleotides. RefSeq names its product heme-binding protein soul3 (gene soul3). NCBI's taxonomy places the organism in Eukaryota, Metazoa, Chordata, Actinopteri, Kurtiformes, Apogonidae. The record is from RefSeq and is a predicted model, not a curated record. The transcript has 5 exons. The coding region runs from base 290 to 1123 and encodes 277 amino acids. Gene Ontology annotation, molecular function: heme binding.